Messenger RNA from Cornus florida, 843 nucleotides. Its product is annotated as protein RALF-like 4. Lineage: Eukaryota; Viridiplantae; Streptophyta; Magnoliopsida; Cornales; Cornaceae. The transcript has a single exon. The coding region runs from base 63 to 449 and encodes 128 amino acids. The record is from RefSeq and is a predicted model, not a curated record.
CCAGGUUACAUCCAAACCCUCUAUUUCUCUCUCUUCCUUUCUCCUGAUCGAGUUGUUUCACAAUGAGUUUUCGGCCUUGGUUGAUCCUCCUCCUGCUGGCCACGGCCACCACCAUGUCCAUGUCCAUGUCCAUGUCCGAGUCAUCGUUUAGGUUCAAUGACGCCAACUUUGACCUGGAAACACUCAAUUCUCUGGGUGUUAAGGCCUGUAUUAAUGGUCGAGUAGGUGAUUGUAUCGACAAAGCUGAAGAGCUGUUGAUGGAUUCAGAGAGUAGCCGAAGACUCCUUGCAGGAGGCCCAGGUUACAUUAGCUAUGAUGCCCUUAAGGCCAACAAUGUUCCGUGCGACAAACGUGGGCCGUCUUACUAUAACUGCAACCAGCAAGGACCUGUUAAUCCUUACAAUCGAGGUUGCAGUGUCAUUUCAAAGUGUGCUAGGUACACCAAUUAAUGAUCUUUUUUAAUUUUUUAUGUAUCAUGAUCAAACAAGUUCAAAGAAGAGAGAGAAAAAAAAAAAAUAAAAAAAAAUGCCGUGUCUACGUAUAUAUGGAUGAAUGCAGACCUUUGGGUGCUGAUCAUGGUUGCCACUUGUUCAUCCUCUUGAUCCUCAUAUAAAUAUGGUAUAACCAUAAUAUAUAUAUAUAUCUGGUAUUUAUUUUGAGGUUGUGUGUCCGUUGGGGAUAUAAUAAAAGUAUAGUUAUUAUGAGUCUUAUAUUAGGGUUUUCAUUUUUUCCGCAAUUUUGUCUUGUGUUUUCAGCUUUGUCUGUCAUAGUAGAAUGUUGCAGAUAUUGUUUUGCUAUUGUAUUAAUAUAUGUCCACUCCUUGUUGGGUUCUUAUUCCUUCUC